Molecule: messenger RNA, 1188 nt
Organism: Branchiostoma belcheri (Belcher's lancelet)
Lineage: Eukaryota; Metazoa; Chordata; Leptocardii; Amphioxiformes; Branchiostomatidae
Product: tyrosine kinase receptor Cad96Ca-like
Exons: 9
Coding region: 76-1188 (370 amino acids)
Biological process (GO): multicellular organism development; cell surface receptor protein tyrosine kinase signaling pathway; positive regulation of kinase activity
Cellular component (GO): signaling receptor complex
Molecular function (GO): transmembrane receptor protein tyrosine kinase activity; ATP binding
Source: RefSeq, a predicted model, not a curated record
ACCAGCUCAACGCUGCUCCUUCUAGUUGGUCUGGGAUGUAGUGCCUGUGCAGUUUGCUUUGUCCUGGCAUACUUCAUGAAGAGAUAUUGGCCUUUGUUCAGAAAGACAAUGGAUGAUGGGCAACGUGAGGUGGACAUGGACGUCAUUCAACCACUGAAUAGAACUGCAAAUGGAAUCAUUCCAAGAUGUGCGGAUGUAUCUGAACCAUCGACAAACAUUCCUCAAAGAAAUGAGCAGGAAGACACAAGUACAAACCAAAAUGAGACAAACAGUGAAAGACAACAACAUAGCGACGAAGAGGGCUGGCAAGAUGUGGACAUCUAUGAACAGUCAGAGGUACCAUUGCCAUAUGAAAAUAUCAAUAGGGACAGUCAAAACGAUGUCACGUUGUCAGACCUGAGCGUUGCAACCACCACUGAAAGGGACAUGGAGUUUGAAGCAGACCAAAUAGAAUUCCAUGAGGAGCUAGGGCAGGGACAGUUUGGCAAAGUGCACAAGGCUAAAGCACACUUUAACCACGACCACCGAGGGUCGAUGAUUGUUGCCGUAAAAACUGUGAAAGCCCACGCCUCGCCUGAAGUUCGAGAGGACAUGUUGAAGGAACUCAGGAUGAUGAUGAGACUGAUCCACCCAAAUGUCGUCACACUCCUUGGGUAUUGCACAAGAUCAGAUCCAGUCAUGUUGGUGGUUGAAUACGUGCCCAAUGGAGAUCUGUUGUCGUUCUUGAGAAAGGACCGCGCUACACGCAGUGUGACGUACGCAAACCUACACGCGGAGAGCAGGACCCUGCAGAAUUCGGACCUGAUCUCAUUCGCCUGGCAAGUGUCAAAGGGGAUGAGUUACCUAGCAAAGAUGCAGUGCAUCCACAGAGAUCUGGCUGCCAGGAACAUUCUGGUCGGAGAGAACAAGACAUGCAAAGUAUCAGACUUCGGUCUUGCAAGGGAAGGACCAGAAUACAAAAAAGUGACAGAUUCACCCUUGCCUCUGCGCUGGAUGGCUCCGGAAACACUUUCUCGAAGAAGGCUAUACACCACUAAGAGUGACGUGUGGUCCUUUGGCGUGCUGCUUUACGAAAUCGUCACAUUAGGCUCCCUGCCCUAUUGGACAAUGUCAGCCCAGCAGGCAGCGGAGGAGGUGCAAAGGGGACUCAUCUUAGAAAAGCCAAUUCACUGCACUGAUGACUUGUAA